GAACCCCAGCCUGGGACAGUUCAUGGCGAUGCGAAAACACUUCAAAAGCAGGCAUGGUCAAGUCUUGAAUUACGCUGAUUGUGGGACACCUGCUGGCACGACCCUGAUCUGGAUACAUGGUCUGUCCAUGAGCUUGGACUAUUGGGAAGGCAUUUGGCAGAACUUCUCAGACUUCAGAAAUGUGCGCAUCGAUGUGCCGGGGCACGGUGGCAGUGAGCCACGAGUUGAAGGUCUAGAGCUGGAGCAGUUUGGUCAUGAUAUCAUUGACCUCGUGCAGCAUUUGCAGCUGCAGCGUGUCGUGCUGUUGGGCCACUCUCUGGGUGGCAUGAUUGCCUUGUCCGCCGCCCUGGAUCUGCCAGAGCUGCUGGGCUUGGUGCUGAUGAGCACCAGCAGCCGCGUGAGCUCGCGCGCGCGCGAGGGCUGGCGCCGUAGUGCCCAGGUUGCCCGGAAGCAGGGCCAGGAGGCCUGGGCGAAGAUUCAGGAGAUGGUGGCUGAGUCGCAGAUUGAGAAGGAGAUGCCCAAGCUGGGUACGUUGCCAGCGUUGAUCCUGCAGGGCGAUGCAGAUCAGCAGACCCCAGUGCGAGCGGGAGAAAUUUUGCGGGAUCAGCUACCGAAGGGCCAACUGCAGGUCUUCAGGGCUGGUCACAACUUGUUGCCUGAGAGCCCGGAGGCCCUCCGCUGCUGUGCGCAGUGGCUGUCCUCCCAAGGCUUUGCGCAGCCGUCAGCAUCCAAGCUUUGAACACCUCGUUGGAUGGUGGGUUUUCAAUGGUUUUCAAGGCAAGAUUGCCCGCGGCCGAUGAAGAUUGUGCUGUUCAAAAGUUUGCAGGGCCUGCAU
Messenger RNA from Cladocopium goreaui, 835 nucleotides. The record is from the annotation of a GenBank genome assembly. Lineage: Eukaryota; Dinophyceae; Suessiales; Symbiodiniaceae.